This is a messenger RNA of Bicyclus anynana (squinting bush brown), 3873 nucleotides long. RefSeq lists its product as uncharacterized. Lineage: Eukaryota; Metazoa; Arthropoda; Insecta; Lepidoptera; Nymphalidae. The transcript has 2 exons. The record is from RefSeq and is a predicted model, not a curated record. Bases 210 to 3704 code for a protein of 1164 amino acids.
CAUAGUGGUUACUUAAAUACUCUUUGAUUUACUCUUUGUCUUUGGCCAGUUCGCGGCGCGGGGCGCCACUCGGCCUCGGCCAGCAGUGAGUGACGGCAUUGCGUUCUUACUUUGUUUGCAUUUGUUUGUAAUUUGUGAUAGUUGCUGCUUGCUACUUUGCUACUCUAAGCACCACGCCGCAGGGUGUGAUACAAAUUGCAAAGAUAACAAUGACUUCUGUUGUAGUAGACGGAUAUACGUUGGGAGAAAAGCAUAAAAGUUACAAUAAAUUAGUAAAUGAAGCAGUCAAAAAUAAUCCAACGCAACAGAUAACUGCAUUAAAUUACGAUGAUCCUGAUUUGGACAACUUAUAUAGAAUUGAUGUGGCCUGUAAUAUUAAAAAUGUUGCAUAUAUUCUUGAAGCUCUCAAAUCGGAGGAUAUGUUGUACGUCUCUCGAGUCAUUAAACAAUCUAAAUGGUUAAUCACCGACCAUCAGUAUUCAUCUAUUAUUAAUCCAGAUUACCUGCACAACAAUCUAUCUCCGCAGAUGACCACUAAAGCUUUUAAUAAACUUAUUCUCCACAUUAGGCUCAAUUUAGAAGACGAAAAUCGUGUUGAAGAAUUUUUCAAUUAUUACAAAGAAAAAGAUUUACAAAAAUCACUUAAGUGGCUACCGCGUUGUUCUAACACUUUUAUUGAAAAUAUCAUUCGAAAGCAUGCUCACGAUAUUAAACCACAAAUAAUGAAUCGUUUAUAUAAAAAAUCUAUAACAUUUCUGGAAAUAUUCUUAAGGAGUUUCGACAACGAUUGCUAUCAUUACAAAGGUGAUUUUAUAAAACCUGCUAUGUUUCUUGUAAAACAGAAUGUUGAAAAGUUUUUGGAUAUUGUAGAAGAAAGUGAUGAAGGCUAUAUGCCAGGAUUCGGACCGAACAGUACAAAAACAGCAAUGGAGAAUUAUUCCGAGAGGAUAAUGAAAAACCUUGAAAGAUAUGUUCACAUACUUCAUAUCCCCACUUUUGCAAAAUUUAUUAGAAAUGAAGAUGCCAAAGAUUUUAUUUUAACUUACAUCAAAAAUCUUAACAUGCGUUACUGGUUUAAUCAUCAAAAUAUAAAAUACUUUCUGAACCGAAUGCCAAAGGAGGAAGUAUUUGAUUUUAUUAAAAAAUAUUUUAUAGAAAAAUCAUAUGAUAAAGAUGAUCUUAACGGCGAGACGUGGUAUAAUAUUGUAGAGCAAUGUAGCCCAUACACAAGAAAUGCGUCAUCUUCAAAAAGUAUUUACAGCUGGUAUAGUUAUGCUCCAUUCAACAGAGCUUUUGAUGAUUUAAUAAGGUUAAUUCGGAAUGAAUCAAAUCCUGCUGAAAGAUUUUUGAUUUUCAGUGUUAUGCUAACAUGUGCAAGUAGUGAUAUGCAAAAUGUCCUUAUGAUAUUAAAGUAUUAUCGUGAACAUCAUAUUAAUGAACCUUUUAAAUUUAAAAUGCAGUUUGUAAAUCUUUUGAUUUCGAAGACCGAUACACAUAAGUAUAGUAAUGAAGCUUGGGGAUACUUAAAUGAACUUUUUAAUAGUAUGGAAUUAUACAUGACAUUUGACCAUAAUUUACAAUCUUGUGUAAGAUGUAUUAUUGUGUAUAAUGUAAUUAAUGGAAAGAAUAUCCCCGAAGUUUUAGAGAAUAAAUUUGUAUUUGAAAAUUUGGAUAAUAAAGUUAAGUUCACUGUGGAAGAAAGAGAAAAGAUAUUCAAUUACUUAUACAAGUAUUUGACUCGAAAAAUUAUGAACGAUUUAAAAACUGAAAAAGAUUUUGAAGAAUCGGUGAACAAUAUCAUAGAGAUUUUGAACCUUCUUAAAAGCUGGAAUAAAGAUCUCAAAGAUUAUCCAUACAUCCUUCAAAAAAUUAAGGAACUCAUUGUUAUAAAGAAAGAAAACUCUUGGAAUCAAGACCUUUCAGGCAUAUACAAUGUAAAAAAAUCUUGGAGGAAACUAUUACUGUCAGAAUCUAUUCUUCUCAAUCCCGCUGAAGAUAGCUGCAUUAAUGCUCUUAAAUACUGUCCGCAGUUGUUAGACAUAUAUAGAGAAGAAAUUAAUACCUUAUUUAUCAAUGACAACAUGUUUUUGGAAAGAUUCCUAUUAAAAAUUCGAAUUUACUGGUACCAACCACUAGCCAAAUCUAUUAAAACAACUUUAUUAAAAAGUCUAAACCAAAAAAGCAGUCACGUUGCAUUGAUAAAAGGAAUCUGUACAUUACUUUCACGAAAAGAAAUUUUUGACUUUAUACAAAAAUACGUGCCGACAGAAUUUAAAAUUGACUGGAGCCAACCUGAUAAUUUAGAGCUCUGUAUUCGGAAAUGCAUAGCCAAAAGCAUGCACAUAGCAAGACCCCAACCUGCACUAACUUUGGCUUUAAUGUACGCUAAAGGAGAUUACUUACAAUAUGUACUGCCAUCUUUAAAUGCAAUACUUUAUAACUCAAGUGCUGCUUAUAUUUGUGUACAUAUACCAACGCUUCUUAACACACCUGUAUCUCUGCAACAACAUGGCAUUCGUGCAGCUUUUUCUAAACUAAAACAUGAGGAACUUAAGUAUACAUUUUCUAAUAUAUGGAAAUCUAACCAAAACAGCACGAUUCGAACUGUUAUCUUUUGUCAGACAUUUAAUAAACUAUGUAAAGAAACCGACGAAUCUGUUAUUUUGGAAACAUGGGACUUAUUGAGUACAUUUAUCGAAAAUUUGACUACUGACGAAAAUAAAAAAAUAUAUUUGACUUUAACCAAAUCUAAUAAAGUGCCACUGUCCGUAAGAGGAGCAUUUUGGAUGAAAAGCUACGAUUUUUUGAAAAAAUUACCAGCUACAGCAAAUUGUAACAGCCUUGUUGAUGAUUUAAAAUCCCAAAUGGAUGAAGUAAUGGAGACUUUAGAUGCUGAUUUUAUGGCAAAAUUUUGUUUCGAAAACUUCGAUCACCAGUUUACUACACAAGACUACGCAUAUACUUAUCAGGUAUCUCUGUAUUUGCUGUCGACAAAAACUGAAACGGCACAAAAUGAGCGCUACGAAAAAAUUUUUAUACCAAUACUGGAAAAGGCUAUUGCAAUGUGGGACAAGCAACACGAAAAUGUUUACUACGCAAGAUUUAAUUUAAAUGCCAUACUUGCUUGUAUGUCUAGAGAAUUUGAAUCAGUCGUCUUGAAAAAAAAUAUGAUGAUUCCCAUCGCUAUGUAUACUGCGGUACUAAAUAAACUUCGAAGUAGUUUACCAGCUGUAGAAAGUUACACCAUUUUAACGAAUGUAAAGUUGUCAUUGGGUUACAUGCAAAUUUUACAUGACAUAAGUACAAACGCAGAAUCUGAUUUUACAGAAAAGAAGGGAAAAAAUCAGGAUGAUAUAUGGACAGAUCUGCAUGCCAAUGCCGCCCCGAUUUUCGGAAGAUUGUGUUUGAAUUACUUAAAGGAAGACGUGAAGAAUCACUUUCCGUCCAUCUACUUUAUCUUUGCAGAAAUUUUGGACAAUAUAUUCAGUCGGUAUAGUAAGUCUGAUCUCCUAUUGAUAAUGUUAAAAGAAUUUCUUGAGAGCAAGGAUUUUAUUGAAGGAUAUUUCCUAGUGAUGAAAUUAAUGCCGACCUAUUUAUACAAGGACAGUGAAAAGGUUUUAAGGCAUGAUCUUCUUGAUAUAAUAAGCCACCAUCCUUCGGAAGAAGUCGCAAUGCAAUAUUGGCUCAUGCGGUGUCUGAUCUAGAUCUGGGAACUAAAAAAACAUACAUACAGCCGAACGUAGAACCUCCUCCUUUUUGGAAGUCGAUUAAUAAAAUAAGAUUGUAGGUACUUGACAGCGCAAAACUUUGAUGGGUUAUUUGUUGGAGAUGUAUUUAUUGUUUAUAAUAUUAUAUUGUUUUAAUAUAGAAAUA